Messenger RNA from Tarenaya hassleriana, 1389 nucleotides. Its product is annotated as pentatricopeptide repeat-containing protein At1g63330-like. Lineage: Eukaryota; Viridiplantae; Streptophyta; Magnoliopsida; Brassicales; Cleomaceae. Gene Ontology annotation, molecular function: protein binding. The record is from RefSeq and is a predicted model, not a curated record. The transcript is spliced from 3 exons. The coding region runs from base 1 to 1389 and encodes 462 amino acids.
AUGGAAUUGCUUGGGGUUUCACAUGAUAUCUACUCUUUGAAUAUUCUGAUCAACUGUUUAUGCCGCUCUCGUCAAGUGUUCUCGGGUUUAUCAGUUGUGGGGAAAAUCAUGAGACGGGGUUAUGAGCCUGAUGUAGUCACCUACACCACCCUAGCUAAUGGAUUCUGUAUCCAUGGUAAGAUAUUCGCAGCAUUAAGCUUGAUUGAUCAAAUGGUGAAAGAAGGAUAUAAGCCUAAUGUUGUAACAUUUAACACUUUGGUCAACGGACUUUGUCUUGAGGAUAGAGUUUUCGAAGCGGUGAGUUUACUUGACCAAAUGCUAAAGAUUGAUUGUCAACCCGAUAUAGUUACAUUUGGCACUGUUAUAAACAGGGUCUGUAAGUUAGGGGAUUAUGAUUUGAUAUUGAAUCUACUCGUGAUGAUGGAGGAAAUGCGCAUUGAGGUCAAUGAAAGAAUUUAUUGUACGAUCACUGAUUGCCUUUGCAAAUUAGGACACAUGGACGAUGCAUUGAGCCUCUUUGGAAAGAUGGAUAACGUCGGGAUUGUACCAAAUGUUAAUACCUACACCUCUUUCAUAAACAACCUUUGCAGAGUUGAGAAGAGGUUUCUGAAGGCCAAAGAAUUAUACGAGGAGAUGAUCCGAAGAGGUUUAGUUCCGAAUACUAUUACUUAUACUUCAUUGAUCAAUGGAUUUUGCAUGCAGAAUCGCCUUGACGAGGCGGAACAGAUGGUAGAUAAGGGUAUGAAUCUCUGUUAUGAGAUGUCUCGAAGAGAAUUGGUUGCUGAUUCGUUUACUUAUAACGUUCUCAUCCAAGGGUUUUAUCGAGUAGACAACCUUGAUGCUGCCCAAAAGUUUCUCCUGGAGAUGCAGUAUAAAGGUCAUCAUCUUGAUCUUAUAACUUACAGCAUUUUGCUUGAUGGUCAUUGUAAGAACGGAAAAACAGACAAGGCACUUGGCCUAUAUAAUAAGCUGAAAAAGAGUGGGAUUGAUCUCAAUAUAUCCAUCCAUAGUGUUAUGGUGCAUGGGUUAUGCAAGGCCGGGAAAGUUGACAAGGCAUUCUUGUUAUUUAAUGGACUUCUUGAUAAAGGAGUGAAACCGAAUGUUAUCACAUAUAAUAUAAUGAUUUCCGGACUUUGUGGAAAAGGUUUACUUUAUGAAGUCGAAACGGUAAUCGGAAGGAUGAAAGAGGCUGGUUGUUUUCCUGAUGAUGUUAUAUACAACACAUUGAUCAAGGGUCAUCUCAAGAGUGGCUCUCCAUCGAUGGUUAUCGAGCUCAUACGAGAAAUGCGGAGCAAUGAGUUUUCUAUACAUGAAUCGACCAUAAACAUGAUAAUAGAUAUGGUGUCUGAUGGUAGAUUGAAAAAAGAGUUUCUGAAACUUCUCUGUUAG